This is a messenger RNA of Aedes albopictus (Asian tiger mosquito), 1359 nucleotides long. Its product is annotated as odorant receptor 67c-like. Lineage: Eukaryota; Metazoa; Arthropoda; Insecta; Diptera; Culicidae. The record is from RefSeq and is a predicted model, not a curated record. Gene Ontology annotation, biological process: sensory perception of smell; detection of chemical stimulus involved in sensory perception of smell. Gene Ontology annotation, cellular component: plasma membrane. The coding region runs from base 617 to 1246 and encodes 209 amino acids. The transcript has 4 exons. Gene Ontology annotation, molecular function: olfactory receptor activity; odorant binding.
CUCAACGGAAGUCCCCACUGCGGAUCAUGUCUGUGUCGUUGAAGUUCGGCCAAUGGUUCGGACUUUGGCACAAGAACAAUCCGAGCAAUCCAUGCUGGCAAGCUGUACUGAUCACCUGCUGUAUCCUGUUCUGGUACAUACUGCCUGGGUGUAUGUACAUCGUUCGCCGGGGAAAAACGCUCCAGAUUCUCCUGAAGCCAAUCCUCGAAGUUUUUGCCAUGUGCGUCAUUGUUCUCCGUUGCGUUUAUCAUAUGAUGAAUCGCAGGAUGCUUCAGGGAUGUUUCGCGGACCUUCAACGAGCCCUUUCCGCAUUUGAAGACUGCCCGUAUGAAGAUGUUCGACGAGUUGUACGGCACCUGCUUAAAUCGGCCGAUUAUCUCGUCAAGUUCUACGCAUCCAUCGUAGCCGUUCAGGCUACCCUUUACGGAUUAGUGCCUGCAGGUUUAAUCACUUUUCGGUAUUGCACGUCUAAUGAGACAAUGGAGCUGCCUUCAGCGGUGUUGGAAGCGGAGUGAGCCUUUACGUUGUUUUUUGUUCAGCGCAGCGUAGUGUCUAAACCCAUUCCCAUUCCUGCAGAUAUGUAGUGUUCGACCAUACCACCAACUACGGACGAUGGAUGUUGGCAACCGUCGUGUCCAUAACGGUUCAAUACCUUAUGUUGGGAACUGUUGCAGCCCAAGAGUGUCUUUUCUGGAAUCUGCUACAUCACAUAUCUUGUCUGUUCCGAAUAGUUCGCUUGGAAGUCGCCCGACUGGACCAAUACACCGAUCCAAAGCAGUUCACAGAACGGUUGGCAUGCAUUGUGUCAACGCAUGAGGUUUGCUUCAGAUGUGCUCGCUGCCUGGAAGAUGUACUGUAUCCUCUGUUGGCUCUGUGGUAUAGCACCUGUAUACUUCAAACUUGCUAUAUAAUGUUUGUCGUCACUGUGAUAGAUGACCUGGUCAUCAUUGCGUCAAUGGUAUUCGUUCUACAGUACACUGUAUUUCUGAUCUUUUCAUUCUCGAUGUUGGGGGCCGAACUCAUGGACGAGAGUGCCCGGGUAUCCGAUGCGAUAUAUAACACACACUGGCAUCUGCGAAUGGCUACCGAAAGACGUUUACUGCUUUUCAUGCUGAUGCGUUCGGAUCGACCGGUGGGCAUUACUGCGGCCAAAUUCUUCUAUCUGAACAGAUCGACAUUUGCUGUGGCAAUGAAAACAGCUUUUUCGUUCUUUACGAUAAUGCGGAGAUUCUAUGAAGAAGAAUAGGCAUUUUUCGUCUAUACUGAAAACAGAAUCGGAUAAGGCGGUUCAAUGAUGCAUUCUCGAUGAUAGAGGAACGUUAAUUUAGAAUUGAACAAUAAUAACCUUUCAAUAAUAAA